ACACAUUAUUUCUCCAUUCCAUUCAAUUAGGGCAAACCCAUAAACCAAAUCACACCAGAAAUUAUUUGAUUUUCUCACUCGAAAUUACCCUUAGAACUCUCAGAUUCUACGUCUUCACCUCUUUCUGUAAUCCUUCCUAGUUAUAUAUAUAUACACGGAGUUUUGUGUUUAUGUAUAUGUAUAUUUGUCUACUUAGACACACAGAUACAUACGCAUCUGUUAGUUUGUACUUCAGAUCUCACAAAUUCUGAGCACAUUCAUUGUCUUUACGAGGUAGCUACUUGGAAAUUCGGGAUUAUUCUUGGAAACCUAUUUGUGAGAUUUACGUGAUUUGUGGUGAAAUUUUGGAAAGUUUUGGAUUUGCUGGGCGCCCGGUUGCAGAAUUUGGCGCUCUUGGAUGCAGUUUGGAAAUUUUGGCAUUUGAUGGAUAUUUCCCGUGAAACGUGACAUUUGGAAGAGGACGUGAUGACGGGUUUCCAACUUUAAGUGUUGUUUCAAUGAAUGAUGCAAAUGGCUGAGCAGGCUUUAUCCACAGUUCCCAAUGCGAAUGCGGAUGUUGCUUUGGCUGGCCACAUGGCUGAAAAUGCAUAUUCGCCGGUCUCUAGUAUGAAUGCAGCUGUUUCUUUGGCAAGCCAUACGCUGUCGAUUGGACAGGAGUUCCCGGAUGUUGAUACUUGUAGGAGGACAUUGAAAGAUAUAGCUAUAGCAUUACAUUUUGAGAUACGGAUAGUGAAAUCUGAUAGGAGUAGGUUCAUAGCUAAGUGCUCCAAAGAGGGUUGUCCGUGGCGUGUCCACGUGGCAAAAUGCCCCGGAGUCCCCACUUUUACCAUUAGAACACUUCAUGGGGAGCACACUUGUGAAGGGGUCCAGAAUCUUCACCAUCAACAGGCAUCCGUGGGAUGGGUUGCACGGUCUGUGGAAGCACGUGUGAGGGACAAUCCCCAGUAUAAGCCCAAGGAGAUUUUGCAAGACAUUCGAGAUCAACAUGGGGUUGCCGUCUCUUAUAUGCAGGCAUGGCGUGGGAAGGAGCGUAGUAUGGCUGCUCUGCAUGGGACUUAUGAGGAAGGUUUUAAACUUCUUCCUGCGUAUUGUGAACAGAUAAGAAAGACUAAUCCAGGAAGCAUUGCCUCCGUUGUCGCCACUGGACAGGACAAUUCAUUUCAGCGGUUGUUUGUUUCUUAUCGUGCUGCAAUAUACGGAUUCAUAAAUGCUUGUCGGCCACUUUUGGAAUUGGACCGGGUUCAUCUCAAAGGAAAGUACUUGGGAACGGUGUUUUGUGCUGCUGCUGUUGAUGCUGAUGAUUCACUGUUUCCAUUGGCAAUAGCUAUUGUCGAUGUUGAGAGUGAUGAGAACUGGAUGUGGUUCAUGUCAGAGCUGCGGAAGCUUCUUGGAGUUAACACUGACAGUAUGCCCAGGCUCACAAUCCUUUCAGAGAGAACAGUGGGAAUGGUGGACGCAGUUGAGACACAUUUUCCUAAUGCAUUUCAUGGUUUUUGUUUGAGAUAUAUCAGUGAAAACUUCCGCGAUACAUUUAAGAACUCAAAGCUGGUGAAUAUAUUUUGGAAUGCUGUUUACGCACUUACAACAGCUGAGUUUGAAAGUAAAAUCUCUGAGAUGGUACAGAUUUCACAGGAAGUGUUGCCUUGGCUUCACCAUUUCAACCCCCAGCUAUGGGCCGUGGCAUACUUUGAAGGGGUACGGUAUGGCCAUUUCACAUUGACAGUCACAGAACUAUUGUAUAAUUGGGCAUUGGAAUGUCAUGAGCUCCCUAUUGUACAGAUGAUGGAGCAUAUCCGGCAUCAGUUAAUGUCAUGGUUCAAUGAUCGCCGUAAUAUCGGGAUGAGAUUGACCUCAAUUCUUGUGCCAUCUGCUGAAAAGCGAAUUGCAGAAGCUAUUGCUGAUGCUCGCUGUUAUAAAGUACUCCGUGCAAAUGAAGUUGAAUUCGAGAUUGUGUCAACUGAGCGGACAAACAUUGUGGACAUAAGGAGUAGAGUCUGCUCAUGUCGCCGCUGGCAACUCUACGGUCUGCCAUGUGCACAUGCUGCUGCUGCACUUAUUUCUUGUGGGCAAAAUGCUCAUUUGUUCGCUGAGCAUUGUUUCACUGUUCACAGUUAUCGGGAAACCUACUCACAGAUGAUAUAUCCCAUUCCCGACAAAAGCCUUUGGAAGGAGGCUGGUGAAGGCGCUGAGGGUGGAAGUGCUAAAGUUGAUAUCACAAUUCGCCCACCCAAAACUCGUAGACCUCCAGGAAGACCCAAAAAGAAAGUUCUCCGCAUAGAGAGUUUAAAACGCCCAAAAAGAGUUGUCCAAUGUGGUCGCUGCCAUAUGCUUGGGCAUUCUCAAAAGAAAUGCACACUGCCAAUGUGAUCCAUAGUCAGUUCUCAUUCUUUUUUCACACCCUAAGGGUUUCUCCUUAGUAAUGUAACUUUUACUUGUAUGCAUGAUGUACUUCUUAAGCAAUUUAGUUAGAAGCCUAGGUCUCAGUGGCAUUAGUUUCACAUGUCCUCUUGUUGUGAUCAUUGUACUUGUACAACUCUAGAACAUAGUUGCCUCCUUAAAGUUCUGUCCAGUGGUUUCUCCUGUUUCUAUGAUGUAUCUUAUUUUGGAAUGUGGAUUGCUGCAGAAACACUGAUAAACUAAAAUUUGUGCAAAGUCGUAUAGCCUUAUGUUUUUCACCUAAGAAAAUUGAAGCCCUUGAGGUUUUCAGGUCGGUU
This is a messenger RNA of Sesamum indicum (sesame), 2714 nucleotides long. RefSeq lists its product as uncharacterized. The record is from RefSeq and is a predicted model, not a curated record. Gene Ontology annotation, molecular function: zinc ion binding. Lineage: Eukaryota; Viridiplantae; Streptophyta; Magnoliopsida; Lamiales; Pedaliaceae.